Molecule: messenger RNA, 1404 nt
Organism: Dendronephthya gigantea
Lineage: Eukaryota; Metazoa; Cnidaria; Anthozoa; Malacalcyonacea; Nephtheidae
Product: casein kinase I-like
Exons: 4
Coding region: 262-1191 (309 amino acids)
Biological process (GO): peptidyl-serine phosphorylation; signal transduction; endocytosis
Cellular component (GO): cytoplasm; nucleus
Molecular function (GO): protein serine/threonine kinase activity; ATP binding
Source: RefSeq, a predicted model, not a curated record
UUAAAGAAAAAUUGCCUGCCCAGGUUAAAAGAUCUUGCAACGUAGCCGAAAGGGUUCGUAAUGAGGAAUGGAGUCGCCAGGAAUAAUUGCGUCGCAGCACAUAUUUGAUAUGGUAAAGACCACUGAAGAUGUAUACAAACCCAGCUGGAUAGCUAAAGUUGAAAAAACAACUCUAGUAUUGUCUGAGAGAGAGACAUUUAAUGAUCGCAUGCGAAACAACAACACCGAUUCAGAAACAAAAGAAGGACAACACGCCACACUAUGGGGGCAUUUGUGACUAGCUACAAGGCGAACAAGAUGUCGCUGGUGAAUGAAAGAUAUCUGAUUGAACACAAAUUGGGACAGGGCUCGUUCGGUGUGGUAUUUCAUGGUCUUGAUACAAAACGAAAUGAACGCGUUGCUGUCAAACUUGAAGUUAAAACUGGCUCAUUACUUGCGCGCGAAGCACAAGUUUACAAGCUACUACGACAUGGAGUUGGUUUCCCAAAAGUGAGAUGGUUUGGUCAGAUUAUGCCAUUUUAUGACGUGAUGGUCAUGGACUUGCUUGGAACAAAUUUGGGCGACCUCUUUAAUGAAUGUGAGAAAAAAUUCUCGAUAAAAACUGUAUUGAUGUUGGGCGACCAAAUGAUCAGCCGUUUGGAGUAUCUGCACAACAUGAACAUACUACACAGAGACAUUAAACCUGAGAACUUUGUUAUGGGAGUUGGUAAUACGAAAAACACUUUGUAUCUUGUCGAUUUUGGCUUAUCAAAAACCUUCCGUGAUGUUAAAACCAACCAGCACAUAUGCUUUCGUGACGGAAAAAGUUUAACAGGCACAGCACGAUAUGCAAGCGUAAACACGCACCAAGGAAUCGAAGCUACCAGGCGAGACGACCUGGAGAGCGUCGGCUACGUUUUGGUGUACUUUCUCCGGGGUUUUUUACCCUGGCAAGGCAUUGCUAGGAAGCAGAGCAAGAAGCACAGGUAUUCCAAGAUCGGUGAAAUGAAAAGAGGAUUUCGACUAGAAGUUCUUUGUGAAAGUUGUCCUCAAGAAUUUGUUGAAUACUUGAGAUAUUGUCGCGGGUUAGAGUUCACAGAGGCGCCAAACUAUUCUCUCCUUAGACGGAUGUUUCGUGACUUAUUGAAGAAACUUGGCCAUGAAUAUAAUUAUGAUUAUGACUGGUCAGGCAAAGUGCCAUUAUAUAGUUAAGAAACUCGGCAAGUUUCCGUUUACGGCCACACUCAAAAUUAAGAAACAAACGUUUCUUUAUGCGAAAGGUGACUCAGUCCUCACACACAUGCACGAACGAGAAACGUGCUUGUAUAUUCAGACGAAUCACGCUAUCGUUGGACAAAUCCUAUGUAUUUAUGUAUAUAAGAGAUAUGAUAUAUAUAUUUUUUAUGUAAAGUAAUAUAAUAAAAA